Serendipita indica DSM 11827 is the source of this 867-nucleotide messenger RNA. Lineage: Eukaryota; Fungi; Basidiomycota; Agaricomycetes; Sebacinales; Serendipitaceae. The record is from the annotation of a GenBank genome assembly.
AUGCCUAUACCAGUACGCAUAUUGCUCUAUAUACUGUUGAAAGUGCCGACAUUUCGUCUAGGCCCCCCACUUCCGGAAAAGGGCGGUCUACCCACGAUUAUUGUGACGCCUGCGGAUUCGUCGGGUCCGUCAGAAUUUGAGAUCCACUUCUAUUCUCCAAAAGCCUCGGAAACCACAUUUGGAAACGUCGCCUCUCCUUCGCAGGGCUUUAUGCCUCGCAUGCGUUCCUUCUUUCGACGCUCAUCCCCCAUUGGGCAACAACCACCGACGCAAAUCGAGUCGUCAGGAACCGAGAAAGCCAGUUACCGAGGUAGCGCUUACGAGGAGGACAUAGCCGAGGCACGCUGCAACGUCAACGUCAAUGUUAACAUUAUCAAUGUCCACGGCUCCUCAGCCGAAGUCCCGCGUAUCAUCGUUUCUCGUCCAACGCGCAAUGGAGGCUACGUGUCGAUUCCGCAGGACGAAGAGAUGGGUUGCGACAUUCGACGACGAAGUCUUUCCCAAGAGAGUGAAGACGAAGAGGAAGAUAUUGUGAUGGAUGCCAUUGUCGUUGGCGUUCCGACCAUUUCCGAACAGGAUUGGACUGCGUUGAACAUGCCCUCUGGCCCGCUCCUUGUACAAAAUACGGGGAGUGUCAUGGGCAUGCACGAUUCGACGGCGCCGACGCUCAUGGUUGGUGGAGGACGACCUUCCUUUUUGACACGAAGAAUGAGGACACUCCUCUUCCUCAGUAUCCCUGUGGCGCUCGUCGGCCUCCACUUCUUCAACCACUACAUGCCUUCCUUCUUUGGCUCGCCAGACAUCGGUGCUCAAGAGUCGACAUGGUUCGACGUGCCCUCGGCACCUUUGAGUGGCCCCACGUUUUAA